This is a messenger RNA of Gastrolobium bilobum, 1435 nucleotides long. RefSeq names its product proline transporter 1-like. NCBI's taxonomy places the organism in Eukaryota, Viridiplantae, Streptophyta, Magnoliopsida, Fabales, Fabaceae. Bases 15 to 1364 code for a protein of 449 amino acids. The transcript has 8 exons. Gene Ontology annotation, cellular component: plasma membrane. The record is from RefSeq and is a predicted model, not a curated record.
UUCACCAUCUCAACAUGGAUGUAGAAGGAAGAGCAACCAGUGGCAACUCACACACUCUGAACCUCGAACAGGGCCAAGAAAAGGAUACCCAAAAUGAUGAUUAUGGCCUCGCUUCUGCUCAUACUAUUGACAACGAUUCGUGGCAACAAGUGGGGUUGAUGUUGGUGACAAGCUUCAACUGCGGGUGGAUACUAACUUUUUCUAAUCUGAUCAUGGUGCCACUGGGUUGGACUUGGGGUCUCAUAGGCCUUGUUGUUGUGGGACUCUACACCGCCUAUGCCAACUGGCUCUUGGCAGCAUUUCAGUUCAUUGAUGGCAGGAGAUUCAUCAGAUACAGAGAUCUUAUGGGAUAUGUUUAUGGCAAGAAUAUGUAUCACUUGACAUGGGCUUUCCAGUUUUUCACCCUUCUUCUUGGAAAUAUGGGUUUCAUUCUCCUAGGAGGCAAGGCACUUAAAGAAAUCAACUCAGAAUUCAAUCAUUCACCCUUGAGGCUCCAAUACUACAUAGUCAUAACAGGAGCUGUUUACUUCAUUUUUUCCUUCUUCAUUCCAACAAUGUCUGCAAUGAAAAAUUGGCUGGGAGCUUCUGCGGUUAUCACUAUCGCAUACAUAACAUUGCUUCUGAUUGUCUUAGUUAAAGAUGGGAAAUCAAAUUCGAAUAGGGAUUUUGACAUAAGCGGAAGCAAAGUGAGCAAGGUGUUCAAUGCUUUUGGUGCCAUUUCUGCUAUAAUUGUUAGCAACACCAGUGGCUUGCUCCCCGAGAUACAGUCCACUCUACGUAAGCCAGCAGUGGGGAACAUGAGAAAGGCCCUGUAUUCACAAUAUACAGUGGGUGUCCUUUUCUACUAUGGUGUUACCAUAAUGGGUUAUUGGGCUUAUGGGUCAAUGGCAUCUGCAUACCUUCCUGAAAACUUAAGUGGUCCCAAAUGGAUCAACGUCCUCAUUAAUGCCAUUGUCUUUCUGCAAUCAAUAGUCUCCCAACAUAUGUUUGUAGCACCAAUUCAUGAGGCUUUGGACACUAGAUUUCUAGAAAUUGGGAAGGGAAUGCAUUCAGGAGAGAACUUGAAACGCUUAUUUCUCCUACGUGCGCUCUUCUUUGCAGGGAACACAUUUGUCUCUGCUGCAUUUCCUUUUAUGGGUGAUUUUGUAAACUUGCUGGGCUCAUUUUCACUCAUUCCCCUGACCUUCACGUUCCCAAGCAUGGUCUUCAUCAAGGUUAAGGGAAGGACAGCUAGAACAGAGAAGAAGGCGUGGCAUUGGUUCAACAUCGUUUUUUCUUCUCUGCUUACAAUAAUAACCACAAUUUCUGCGGUUCGGUUGAUCGUCAACAACAUCCAAAAGUAUCACUUCUUUGCAGAUGCAUGAUUGCUGAUCUCAUCAACUGCAUGCCUUAGUUUCAAUAAAGAAUUGGGCUUGCAGAUACAUUAGUUGAGAAU